CACACUGGAGUUUGUUGCCCUGGUGUUCUUUAGAAUGUCUCAGUCAGGUUUUGUACAUUUUCAAGGAAGCGGGGCAGAAUGGUUCCUCGCACCUGUUGCUAAAACUGCCAAAGACUGAUUUGGAAUACAAUUUUUAGGAAGGUAGGCCGGUUACUCGUGGCUAUGACCAAGAGCUGACUGCGUCACAUUAAUAAAUUGCAUUCUAACUGUGUUUUUCCCUAACUUUGGUCAUACAGAACCUUCAUAUUAUGUGGACCUCUUUAAAUCCAGGUUUAAGACCCACGUGUUCAAAAUUGCUUAUCAGAGCAAUUUUCAAAAAUCAGAGAAGGAAUGGAAUAUAUAGGAGAUGGGACUGCUCCUGUGUGGCGGACGUAGUAUAACACACUUUUCCUCUCUACUUGCGACAUAAGCAAUGGAAGUUUGAAUGGAGCACUGACACCUGCCCAAUUUUUUCUGUAUUGAUUGGAAAAGAGGAGGAAUAAGAUUAGACCUGAGUCUGAAAAAUGGACUGUUAUGCUUUGCUGCCUUUGCUAAUUGUCUCAUCUGUGAUGGGAUGCUACGCAACAGAAGAUGCACAAACUAAAAGGCCGUGUCUAGAAAUGCGCAGUCCCAACGCUACACAACAUGUGGCUCAUCGGCGCUUCAGACGCGGCUGGAUAUGGAAGCAAUUUUUUGUCCCAGAAGAAGAUCCUGCUCCACAGAUUAUUGGGGAGCUGAAAUCGGAUUUCGACAAGGGGGAUUUGUCGAUCAUGUACCUUCUGUCUGGUGAGGGUGCUGGUGACGUGUUUGAAAUAGAUGAAUACACGGGUAAGAUUCGGACUUUAAGGAAGCUGGACCGAGAGGAGAAAGCUUUUUAUACCCUCCGUGCCCAGGCCAUAAACCGGAAAAACAACCAGCCCAUUGAACCUGAAUCAGAAUUCAUAGUGAAAGUCCAGGACAUAAAUGACAACAUGCCACAGUUCCAGAAUGAACCUUACAUGUCCAUCAUCCCAGAAAUGUCUCCUACAGGGACGACAGUGAUGCAGGUGACAGCCACAGAUGCUGACGAUCCCCAGUACGGGAACAAUGCCAAGCUCAUCUAUUCCAUACUGCAAGGGGAGCCCUACUUCUCAGUAGAGCCAAAAACAGGUAUUAUUGUGACCUCACUGCCCGACAUGGACAGGGAGGCUCGGGAGAAGUACUUUGUGAUUGUGCAGGUGAAGGACAUGAUGGGCCUGUCCGGGGGCUACUCCGCCACUACCACGGUGACUGUCAGCCUUUCCGAUGUCAAUGACAAUGGACCCAUCUUCCAACACAAUCUCUAUUCCUUUGGUGUGGCAGAGUCUGCCCCUGUUGGCACCACCGUGGGUAGGAUAAAAGCAGAUGACAGUGAUGUCGGUGUCAAUGCCAGGAUGAACUACAGCUUGGAAGAGAAAGAGGGAAGUGACACAUUCCACAUCCGCACUGAUCCAGUCACACAGGAAGGCAUAAUUCUGCUUGCCAAGACCUUGGAUUAUGAAGCCAAAAGGCAAUUUUUCUUGGCUGCAGAAGCUUGGAAUGACCAUGUGGAUACGCGCUUCCUCAGUUAUGAUGAGUUCCGAGACCGGACCAACUUGAAGAUCGUUGUGGAGGAUGUGGAUGAGCCUCCCGUCUUUUUGUUGGAGGUGUAUGACUGGAAAAUUCAUGAAAAUGCAGCCCUGGGAACAUCAGUAGGCACCGUCAGUGCCAGGGAUUCGGACACAGCUAAUAAUCCUGUUAGAUACAGCAUUGAAAAAGACACCGAUGUGAAGAAAAUGUGGAAGAUCGAUCCGAACAAUGGAACAAUUAUUGUGGCGAAACCACUGGACCGAGAGAGUAGAGCCUGGCACAAUUUAACUGUGACAGCCACUGAGACAAGGCAAAACGGUUUGUCUUCCUUUGUGCUGGUCUUCAUCAAAGUGCUGGAUGUCAAUGACAACGCACCGCAGUUUUCUAGAGAGCAUCAUCCAUACAUCUGUGAAGGAGUACAGUCUGGAGAGCUCGUCGAUCUCAUCAGCGCUGUGGACGAGGACGAGGAGGAAGAGGGACACCAGUUCUAUUUCACGCUGGUCCCCGAGAAGCGCAUCAACCCUAACUUCACUCUGAGGGACAACCAAGACAACACAGCCAGCAUCCUGACCCGCAGGAGCUCCUUCACACGACAGGACCGUCACCAGUACCUUCUCCCCAUCGUCAUAGCUGACAGCGGUGUCCCACCACUCAGCAGCACAACAACUCUCACCAUCAUUGUCUGCAGCUGCCACCCGACUGGCCACUGUCCGGCUGGUGGAGUGGAGGCUUUUGCCCUUACGAUGGGCCUCAGCAUUCAGACUCUCAUUGGUGUCCUGGUCUGUCUUCUCAUGGCCACAGUCCUGUCCAUACUAAUGCUGGCAGUGAGGAGGCGCAAGAAGAAACAGCAGGGAGAGUCGAAGGAAGACGAGAGUAAGCCAGACCCGUGGGAGGCUUCGGAGAAGGUGCUGCGCUACAUGGAGCCAGGGGCCGAGGUCGACUCGGGGGCCAGUCCUCCGGUCCCUCUCAGGCCCCAUCCCAGGCGGAAGGGCCGGCAGCAGUGGCGAGCAGAGGUGGCAGCCAGCAUCCGCAUGUCACUUCGGCAGUCGUACAACGUCGGCCCUGAGGAUGAGGUCUUCCGCCAGUUCAUCCAGGACAGGCUGUACGAGGCGGAUCACGACCCGUAUGCGCCACCUUUCGACUGCCUCCGCACCUACGCCUUUGAGGGGAUGGGCUCUUCUGCCGGGUCACUCAGUUCUCUGGAGUCCAGCACGUCAGAGCAGAGUCCAGAGCGACCCAGAGACCAGGGGAUGCCAUUUAUGAGGCUGACACUCUGGCAUGGGGGCAAAGAGGAAGAAACACACUUCUGAGACAGCACUGCAAGUCUCUUAAGAAAACUGGGGUGGGGGUGGGGGUGCUGCCUAUGAGGAAUGACGCAGAAUCUGUUUCAUACCCUUUUCUGCCCUUUAACUUUUGAUUAGACCUUUUGUUAAAACGAUUGUAAUACAACAAUUUUUGAUACACCUAUUUAUAACUGCGGGGCAAUAAAUUUAGAUGUGUAGUGUUUUUGAAAAACUAACAAUGUUUGCAUUUUUAUUUGACGUCUUCACGUUUCCAAAGAAAGUGGGGUAAAAGUUAUUCUGAAAUAUCCAAGUGGAAUUGUUAAAUGUAUGUUUCGAUUUGUAAUCCUCUGUUUGAUAUAAAAUGAAUGUUCGUGUGAGACUUGUAGUUUAAGACAAUUCCUCAUGGGUUCUGCUUUAAAAAUCUGUCCACAUCACUCAUACUGGUAUAUUCUGGUAUAUUCCUAAGCUAAGAUGUAAUGUAUUGCAUGACCAUACAAGUUUUGCUUUUCAGUUAUUAUGCAAGUAAGGACAAGAUUAACAUUGCUGAUCUAUUCAUUUACAUACAUUUACAUCUAUUCACUUAGCAGAUGCUUUUCUCCAGAGUGACUUCCAAUGA
This is a messenger RNA of Scleropages formosus (Asian bonytongue), 3465 nucleotides long. RefSeq names its product cadherin 19, type 2 (gene cdh19). Gene Ontology annotation, biological process: cell-cell junction assembly; homophilic cell-cell adhesion; calcium-dependent cell-cell adhesion. Lineage: Eukaryota; Metazoa; Chordata; Actinopteri; Osteoglossiformes; Osteoglossidae. The coding region runs from base 504 to 2876 and encodes 790 amino acids. The record is from RefSeq and is a predicted model, not a curated record. The transcript has 13 exons. Gene Ontology annotation, cellular component: catenin complex; adherens junction; plasma membrane. Gene Ontology annotation, molecular function: calcium ion binding; cadherin binding; beta-catenin binding.